This is a messenger RNA of Oncorhynchus kisutch (coho salmon), 1925 nucleotides long. RefSeq names its product trichoplein, keratin filament binding (gene tchp). The transcript has 13 exons. Gene Ontology annotation, cellular component: keratin filament. Lineage: Eukaryota; Metazoa; Chordata; Actinopteri; Salmoniformes; Salmonidae. Gene Ontology annotation, biological process: apoptotic process. The coding region runs from base 166 to 1674 and encodes 502 amino acids. The record is from RefSeq and is a predicted model, not a curated record.
AUUCAUCAUUACAAUGCCCUACUCAUCGAGCUGUUUGACCCUUGUGAAUCUCCGUAGUGUAACUAGGAAGGGAUUUGGUUACUAAGCGAAACGGGAAGAGAGAAAUCUAAGGAUUUUCUCCAGCCGCAAAAUUAUAUUUUGGAGAGGGAACGUUGACUGAUCUAUAUGGCUCUACCAACCCUCUCUGCCCACUGGCCUAGUCGAGUUCGUUCUCUGGAAAGACAGAUGGUGCGGCACUGCCGGCAGCGGGAACAGGAGGCUUGUUGGCGGCAGCAAUGGGAGAUGAACUCGAAGUACUACAGACAACAGAACGUUGUAAGCAGUAAGCAGGCACACUGGAGUUCUCGUCAAUCAUACCAGGAGAGUAUGUCAGCAUACCACAAAGAGAGACUGAAAGAGGAGAAGGUGGUGAGUCUGGAGAAGCGCAGGGAGCGUCUCAGGACCCUGCUCCAGAAGGAGCGGGACCAGCUUGAGGCUGAGUUACGGGAUGUUGUCCCUGACAGGAGCACACUGACUAGGCAACUGAUGGACAAGACCGAAGACCUCCGCUCAGGCCGAGAGGAACGAAGGAAGAAGCUAGCAGAAGAGCUGUUGAGGGAGCACUGGAAGAAAAACAACCCUGAGUUGCAGAAGGUCGAGUCAACUUUACAUAAAGAUCAUGUGGUGAGCCAAUGGCAGACACAGACCUUGGUGAAAAAACAGCAUGAGGAGGCAGCCCAGGAGGAGAAGAGGCGCUUUGAGAACGAAUACGAGACGAGUAGACGGGAGGCGCUGCAGAGGAUGAAGCAGGCAGAGGAUAGAAGAAGAGGAGAGGACAGGGAGAGAGCCAAGGAGCUCCGCAAACAGAUGGAAGAGCUCAAGCUCCGGGAGGAAGAGGCCAGCUGUCUGAAGAAGGAGCAGGAGGCCCUGCUGUCCCAGCGCUGGGAGGUGGAGAAGCUGGAGGAGGAGAGAAGGAAGGUGGAGGAGUGCCACAAGAAAUCUGAAAUGGGGCGAUUCUUGACCCGCCAGUACCGCGCCCAACUGAAGAGGAGAGCCCAGCAGGUGCAGGAGGAGCUGGAGGCGGAUCGCAAGAUUCUGGCAGCCCUGCUGGAGGGGGAGCAGGAGGACCAGCGUCUGGAAAGCGUGCGGCGGGAGAGGGCAGUGGCGGAUGCCGCCUGGAUGAAGCACGUCAUUGAAGAGCAGCUCCAGCUGGAGAGGGAGAGGGAGGCAGAGUUUGAUGUCCUGUACCGGGAGGAGGCCCAGCGUGUUUGGGAGAAGCGGGAGGCGGAGUGGGAGAAGGAGAGGAGAGCCAGGGAGAGGCUUAUGCAGGAGGUUCUGGCAGGCAGACAGCAGCAGCUGGAUGUCAAGAUGCAAGAGAAUCGUCAGGCUCAGGAGGAGUCUCUGAGGAGGCGCGAGGAGCUGAUCGAAGAGCUAGAGCUGGAGCGGCAGACCAGACGCCAAGAGAGGGAGGAGGACGAGGGUCACAGGACGGCUCGGAUGCAGGAGAUCAAUGCACAGGUGGAGCAGCGGCGUCGGGAGCAGUGGGAAGAGCAGCGACGGAAGGAGCAGAUGGAGGAGGUGGAGAGGGAGGCCCUGAGGCUGCAGGAGGAGGAGCUGAGGCUGGAGACUCAUAGAAUGGCCCAGCAGGGCUACCAGGACAAGAUUCGUAGCAGACCCCGAUCAGCCUGGACAUGACGAUCCUGUGAGGCCAAAAAAGACACAGCACAAUCAUAUGUUUUAAUACACAUUUGUACAAAAAGUGAAUCUGAAUGCGUUUAAAACUUAUCAAGUAUUCCAACACCAUGCUCGUCAGUUGCAGAAAGUGGUUGUAGAGUUUUACAAAAUGGUGUGUAAGGGAUAGCGUUUACAAUCUUGGGUUUUAUGUUUAUAUAAUCUUCUUGAUUUAAUUGUAAAUUUUUUCAUUAAAAUAAAUCACUGUUCCUUUC